Prorocentrum cordatum is the source of this 741-nucleotide messenger RNA. Lineage: Eukaryota; Dinophyceae; Prorocentrales; Prorocentraceae. The record is from the annotation of a GenBank genome assembly.
AUGCACUUGAUAGACGUCUGCAUCAGAUGGUCGGCAAACGGGCUCCUGAAAGACAAGGAGGAAACGACGCUCUGCACCAAAAUAUCCGAGCUGUGGCUGUCCCACCACGGACCCAUGCGGGCUCUGGUAAAGGACGGCGAAUCUGGGAUGAAAGGCCGAGCAGUAGCCGAUUGGGCUGAAGCGAACCGCAUUCAGCUCAAGUACAGACCUCCUGGAGCCAAGGCGUGGAUAGCAGAACGACGCCAGCAGAUACUUCGAAAGAGCUUGCACACCACCGAAGACCAGAUGAAGAAGGAGGGCAUCUUCGCGCCCAUAGAGCAAACCUUGGCAACCAUCACGUUUGCCCACAAUGCACUGGUCAACAUCGACGGCAAAACGGCCUACAACGCGCUCUACGGACGCACGACCGACUACGACGAGCAGAACACCACCGCACUCGUCCAGCACUUGAGUUGGCCAAGCUCAAACCUGGACAACAAGUUGACAUUUGGUUUGAACCAACCACCAAAGAUGUCAGCGGAUGGCGUGGCCCAGCCGUUGUUCACACCGUACAAGCCGCAGAACACGUGGUCACAGUGCGGUAUCAAGGACGUACUCUCGACAGGCUUCACGCACAGUGAAAUCUGGAUCCGGCGGUCCACUCUACAGAGCGGUGACAUGGAUGACGAGCCGCUGGUCUUCGACAGCGAAUACGGGAAGAGCCUGCUCAAGCACGACCCUGACAUCCGAAACAACACCGCU